GUGCGUCACUGUCUGGUUUUCUGUGGGCAGAACGAAGCCAGGUGACUGGGUGCAUACUUUAAAGUUUAAAAAAUAGAAAUGGCCCAGCUGAGUUGUUUUGUUGGCGAGCAGCUGCAAGGGCGAAUCCAUGAAUUUUUGCAGGAGGGGGUUUGCCAGGUUCCUGUUAAGCAAAUUCGACAGUUGACAAUGCAUGAUACCAUCAUCGUCUCCAAAUUAGCUUCCUAUUAGUAUCAGUAGGGAUAUAAAAAAACAACUAACGAUGUUGAGCCAAAGAAUUAUCUGUGUCAGGUCAAGAGAUCUUAGAUCUCCGUUUCUGUCACUGGCAAGAAAAAGAACAACUGCUACUGCUGCUUCUAAGGAAAUAGACACAAAUGAAAACAUUAAUGUUUCUGGGAAACCAUUUGAAGACGUUCCUGGUCCAAAAGGCAUUCAGUCAUGGAGUAAAAUUGGAAGUCGUUUUAUGUUUUAUCCUUUUACCAAGUAUAGAAUUGAAACUUUACACAAGCUAUUUGACUCGUUUCAUGACAAAUAUGGAAAGAUUGUCAGGCUUCAGCUUGGGUCCUGGGCAGUGUUGGUGUCAGAUGUUGACGAUAUGACAACUGUUUUUAAGAAUGAUUCCAAAUAUCCAGUAAGGCGAACAUUUCCACUGUUAGCUAAGUACUUUGAGAGGAAUCAAUCAAAAGUGUCACCAACAUUGGCUAUUUUAAAUGGACAAGAAUGGUUUAAGGUACGAAGUGCUAUCCAGACCAAAAUGUCUAAGCCCACUUCUGCUACAUAUUAUCUACCUGUUCAAAAUACUGUGGCAGAUCAAUUUGUACAGAUUUUAAGAAGUAAUGAUUUUUCAGCUUUGGAAUUAAGGACACAUUUUUUUAAAUAUGCAUGUGAAUCUAUUGGUGUUGUGUGUUUUAAUAACAGACUGGGAUGUUUUGAAGAUCCAUCAACAGAAAGAGGAGCAGCUACAGCCAAAAUUAUCCAAAAUGUCAUUGAUGUUUUCUAUCUUACUCAUAGAUCGACAGGAAAAUUACCUCUUUAUAACUUCUAUCCUACAAAAAUGUAUCGGAUGUACGAGGCUGCAAUUAAUGGAAUGUAUCAUGAAGGAUUGAUUUAUGUUAAAAAUGCUUUAGCUGAACUUGAAAAAAAGAAAAAAGACGGAACAUUAGAUCCAAAUGAACCAAAUUUCUUGCUAUCGUUGAUAAAAGAAAAGCGACUAACUAUACCACAGAUAGUCGCAAUAACGUUAGAUCUAUUCAAUGGAGGAACAGACUCGACAGCUAAAAAUCUGGGAUGGAAUUUGUAUCAUUUAGCUAAUAAUAAAGAUAAACAGGAUAGAUUAUAUGAAGAAAUUAAAAAUAUUCUGGGUACAGAGAGAGAAAUUAAAGCUGAACACAUUAAUAAGAUGUCUUAUUUACAAUCUUGCCUUAAGGAAACAUUCAGGUUAACUUUUCCAACAGUCUGUGGCACAUCAAGGGUUUUAGACCAUGACAUCAUUCUCAGUGGUUACAAUAUUCCAAAAGGGACUGUUAUCUUAACCAAUAACCGACGUGCCGUGUUAGAUGAAGAUGUUAUUAACCAGCCUUUUAAAUACAUGCCAGAAAGAUGGCUGAGAGAUAAAUCAGGAAAACGUGUGAAUGACAUACCAACAAUGGCUAUGCUACCGUUUGGUUUUGGUGUGAGAAAUUGUCCAGGUAGGAGAUUUGCAGAGAUGGAGAUUUACUUAGCUGUUACUAAGAUUGUUCAGAAUCUUGAAGUGACCUUAGCACCAGGAAUUAAACAUCCGGAUGUAGAAUAUCAUACCUUCGCUACACCAUCACAUCCUAUAGACUUAAAGUUCAAACCUAGACACUAACAUCUUUUGUAUGAAUUUAUAUCUUAGAGAAGAUUGUUGAGUGUGAAAAUGAUAGACAGUUGUGUCAGUUACUGUUAUUGACUGUGGAUUCAAUAUUCUUGCAAAGUGCCAUAUUCCUGAAGUGUUCUUUUUUUCUUCAGAAACAAACUCUCUAUAGACCUCAGUAAAAUUCAGCAAUGUGGGGAGAUGGUAAUUUUACUGUACAGCAGUAUGUUUGAUGAAAUAUAGGUUGCAGGUCAACCCAUAAAAGUAGUUUCUAUUUCCCAGCAAUACUAUAAAAUCUUUCUAUGUGGAAACGAAUUGUGGCACUUCGCAGGUGCAUUUUUUUAGCUAUUAACUUUUUGGCAAAGAAAAAAAAAUUAUUUACACUGGUUACCUGUUAAAUAUCGAAUUGAUUUUAAGAUUUUAUUACUUACUUUUAAAUGUUUAAAUAAUUUAGCUCCUGUUUACCUCUCAGAUCUUUUAGAACUUUAUACACCUGGCCGAACAUUACGUACAUCAGAUAAACUACUUUUAAAGCCCAAAACUGUUCAACUAGUCUCUUAUGGUCAGCGCUCUUUUAGUUAUCAAGCACCUGUUUUAUGGAAUAAUCUACCAUUUAGUUUAAGAUGUUGUACAUCUCUAUAUUCUUUUAAAAAACAACUUAAAACACAUUUAUUUAAUCAGGCUUUUAACUGACUCUGUAUACAAUCGUUAACAUGCCCAUAAUCUUGUUGUUUAUGUGUGAUUUACAUUGUCACUUUGUAAAGUGCCCCUGAACAUGUUAUAUGAAAGGGUGCACUAUAAAUAUGCUGUAAUAAUAAUAAUAAUAAUCUGGCCAUCAGAAUGGGACGAAAACCAAAGUGCUGUGUACAGAUCGGCGUGUACAUAAAAUGAACAGUUGGAAUGCAUUGAAGGGUAGACCACAACGCCACUUUCUAGGCCAAAUUUCCCUUUUAGCACUCUAAAUAAUGUGGGUAAGUCUUCUAGAAAAGAAAGACUUUAAAACUAAUUUCAUUUCUUUAGUAAUUAACCUUAAUCCCUAAAUUUUUGAUUUGAUCAUCAAUGGACCAAUAAAUACAUGAUUUCCAUUAUACAAUUGAUUGAUUUGCAAAGAUUUUGGAUAUAUAUAUAUAUAUAUAUUUUUUAAUUGAUAUACUUUUGUUUGUAUUAUCUUAAAACUCUAUAAUGUAGUGUGAACCGAGAAUUUAGGGAUUGAAUUUGAGGCCUAGCCUCGAUCAUCAUUACUUAAGUCGGUACGAUAAAAAAACAUAGUCUCGAUUAUCAUUUUUUGAUUUAAUCAUCAAUGAGCGUUGAGCAGCAGAUCUGAUUCAAAUCCAGUAAAUAUUGCAGGCUACCAAUGACAUCGAGAGUUGAUUAUGGUCUAGAUAAGUUAAUUAAUGUCUAAUUGUAUGUUUAACCUUUAUUUGGGCUUGUACAUGUACUUAUUACAUAACAAUAUUUUAUCUAAUUAAAGUUCCUAAUUAUAUAAAUGAUUUAUUUCAAAAACUUUCAAUAUUAAAUAUCAUUUGUCAAUCAACAGGUUUUUUUUAUACCACAUCAAUUAACUACACAUUAAAGAGACAUUAGAAGUUUUGAGAUCUGAAUAUCUAGUUAUGUCUGGUGUGCUCAAAAUAGUCUAUAUCCCUAAGAUAUAACCGUUUCAAGAUGUACAAAUCAUACUCAUUACCGCCUUGAAUUUCAGUAAUUAGAUGAGUAUAGGGUUAUUUUUAAUAUGUGAAAUUAAUGACAUUUAUUUUCUUGUUGAAAUUUCAAAUGUCUCUUUAAAGUUUGUGUAACACUAGGGAAGCAAUCAAUAUAUAUGUGUAAUCAUUUUAUUUUUAGUGUUGUCCUUUAACUUGAAAGAUUUGUAUAUACUAACCCUCAUAAAAUAUCAUAUAUAUUUGAGUAUCAUUAUUGAUAAAAAGCACAAUUUAAACAUUGUCCUAGGCUACAUAUACAGAGGGGGGUUGGAUGGCCGAAUGGUUAGCACGUACAUGCUGUAUCAUAAAGCCUGUCAUUGAGUCAACUGGUGGCGUGGUUUCGAAUCCUGGGUUGUACGUGACAAGGAGUAGGGUUGCCUGUCCAACCUCAUGGGUUUUCUCCGGGUCCUCUGGUUUCCUCCCACUGCUAAAGACCCCUACGCGCAAGCGAAUUAUUGAAAUAAAAUUAAAAAACAAUAUGUUAGUCCCGAAAUGACCUAGUUUGUGUCGAGUGGACAUUAAACACCAUUUCUCUCUCUCUCACAUAUACAGUAUAUCAAAAUGAUUGUGAACUAUAUAAUUUGUGUCAUUAAGAACCAUGGAAAUAUAUAAUUAUGUGUAUUGUGUUUCAAGUAAAAUAAAAUAUGUAUCAAAUAAAACUUGUGAAAAUUC
Patella vulgata (common limpet) is the source of this 4200-nucleotide messenger RNA. RefSeq names its product cytochrome P450 27C1. The transcript has 10 exons. Gene Ontology annotation, molecular function: monooxygenase activity; heme binding; iron ion binding. The record is from RefSeq and is a predicted model, not a curated record. NCBI's taxonomy places the organism in Eukaryota, Metazoa, Mollusca, Gastropoda, Patellidae. Bases 260 to 1846 code for a protein of 528 amino acids.